Messenger RNA from Fusarium oxysporum Fo47, 1323 nucleotides. RefSeq lists its product as uncharacterized. The record is from RefSeq and is a predicted model, not a curated record. The transcript has a single exon. NCBI's taxonomy places the organism in Eukaryota, Fungi, Ascomycota, Sordariomycetes, Hypocreales, Nectriaceae. Gene Ontology annotation, molecular function: FAD binding. The coding region runs from base 1 to 1236 and encodes 411 amino acids.
AUGUCAAAACUUCGAAUUCUCAUCUCAGGCGGUGGCAUCGCUGGCCCAUCUGCCGCUUUCUGGCUCUCCCGUCUCGGCCAUUCCUGCACCAUUAUAGAAAGAUUCCCCUCACUACGCACUGGAGGUCAACAGAUUGACAUUCGCGGCCAAGGCAUCGAAGCUGCGAAGCGCAUGGGAAUUCUUGAAGAAAUCCGAAAUAAAGCGGUUGAUGAAGAUGGCCUGCAAUGGGUUGAUUCGCAAGGGAAGCAGAAAGCUCUACUGGAAAGAAAUGAUUCGGGGAAAGGGAGACAGUCAUUCACAAGUGAGUUCGAAGUCAUGAGAGGAGAUUUGUGCAAGAUCAUAUACGAGGCGACGAGACAAAGAGCCCAAUAUCGCUUCGGAACAUCGAUUGAGAGCUUUGAGAAUGUCGGCGAUAAGGUUAAAGUCAGAUUUUCGGAUGGAGCUGAUGAGAGCUACGAUCUUGUCAUUGCCGCAGACGGUCAAGGCUCGAGAGUCCGACGAAAGUUGUUCGCUGAUGAUCCUGAAGCUGUUCAUGUGCGCGACCUCAAUCUGAAUGGAUGUUACUAUAAUUUGCCACGGGAAGCAGGAGAUAAAAAUCUUGCCACUGUAUACAGCGCUCCAGGCCGCCGCGUGAUCUCAACGCGUUGGCAUUCGAAUGAUAGAGGUCAAGCAUACCUUAUGACAAUGUCCCACGUGGAAGAGCUGAAAGAAGUCAUGAGUCAGGACGUCAAUGCUCAGAAGAAGCUUUUUGCAGAGAUCUUUAAGGAUGCAGGAUGGCAGGCUCCGAGACUCAUCAAGGCUAUGCAUGAGACCGAAGACUUUUACGCGCAGUCUGUCGUGCAGAUCAAGACCAAGACGUGGUCUAAAGGAAGAGUUGUUCUGCUGGGCGACGCAGGAUACGCUCCAUCUCCACUGACGGGUGUGGGAACUACACUCGCCUUGAUAGGAGCCUGCGUUCUCAGCGGAGAAAUUGCGAGACAUGGCCAUGAUAUUUCCAGAGCUCUUAUGGCGUAUGAAGAUACUCUAAGACCAUACGUUGAGAAGUCUCAAAAACUGCCGUCGUUCAUCCCUGGUAUUGCAUAUCCAAAGACGAACUUUGGGAUCAAGUUACAGUACUCGAUUAUUGGGCUUAUCACCAAGCUUAAGAUUGAUAAGGCGAUCCUUGCCCUACUGCCGGAGGAUAGAGGGACUUGGAGAAUACCUGCUUAUGAAGAACUGAGGGCUUUAAAGGGAUGAGCUAUGAGUUGUGAUCUGAUCGCACAAAGCUAUCAGGAAUGCCAACUAAAGGACUCUCAGCUGAAGGCUAGCUUAAGGCAAUUUUAG